AUGGCCGGUGGCCCAUUUGGCAAGAUCGACUUUCUGGACGAUAAUCUGGUUGCUUUUGACCCCCUCGACGGUAGCAGCAUCUUUAGCGCCAAUUUCGCGGUGGGUGCCAUCUUUGGAGUCUGGGCAGGCGACAGGCUGCUCAACAGGAGAGGUGCUGAGCAGGCGGCCGCGGCCUAUGCUGUUUUUGGCCCCAGAACCACGCUUGUUGUGGCACUGCCAGAUCCAGGAUCUUCUGCGGGACAGGUUGUGCAAGAAUAUGCACUUGCACACGAAGAUGGCUCGUCAACAUGGAGUCUGAUCCGAAAGAACAUUCAGAUUGGGGAGAAGAAGGUCUUUGCUCCUGCAAAUCUGCGGGCAGCUGCUGAGAACACAGUGUAUCGAGAUCUCAUCUCUCAGUUCAUUACGGAUGAAUACACAUUGCGAUACACUGGGGGCUUUGUACCAGACGUCCAUCACAUCUUGACAAAGGUCCUGAAGCAGAAACGGUUGUAUGAAAAUCAGCGGGAGCAGCUUUACAACCAGCAGUUCAACAUGGAGCAGACAUCCUUUGCUAUGGAGUCCAUCAAAGACACAGCGCAGACUGUGCAGGCCAUGAAGGCUGCUGGUGCAGAGCUGAAGACAGCCUUCAAGAAGCAGGACCUGAACAUUGACUCCAUAGAGAAGAUGCAAGACGAGAUGGCAGACCUCAUGGUUGAUCACUUGGGCUACUACCUACAACAUUCUUCUGCAAUGUCACGAGAGGUGGACAUGCACAACGAACUGCAGGAUGUCAUGGGACAAAGCUUUGGGGUGCCAGAUGACAUAGACGAGUCGGAGUUGAUGGGUGAGCUGGAUGCUCUGGAGGAGGAGCUGGCAAUGGAGGCUGAGAACCCAACGGCGGGCGCUGUACCCUCCUACCUGCAGGUCGAAAAUCCACCAGGAACGCCAAUCGUACCUCCUCAGGACAUACUUUCCAGACCCAGGAGGAACAGAAGGAGCUCCAGCAUUAGGGGAGCAAUCUCCGAAACCUACGUUUCUCCUGCCAACCUGAUUCUGCCAGUCUUCAUUCACGAUGGCGAGAAGAACAUCCCAAUCAGCUCCAUGCCCGGCGUAGAUAGGCUAGGGUGGAGGCAUGGCCUGCUGUCCUCUGUGGCUGAAGCUCGCUCCUACGGAGUGAACAGCGUUGUCCUGUUCCCAAAGACCCCGGAAGAUCUGAAGACGCGAACGGGAGAGGAGGCAUUCAACCCUGAUGGCCUUGUGCAGCGCAGCAUCCGCCUGCUCAAGGACAAGUACCCCGACCUGGAGAUCUACACAGAUGUGGCGCUGGACCCCUACAAUUCGGACGGCCAUGACGGCAUUGUGCGCGAUGACGGAGUGAUCCUGAACGAUGAGACUGUGGAGUUCCUGUGCCGGCAAGCGGUGUCGCAGGCGCGCGCCGGGGCUGACUGCGUCUCACCCUCCGACAUGAUGGACGGCCGCGUGGGCGCCAUCAGACGCGCACUGGACAGGGAGGGGUUCAGCCAUGUGUCCAUCAUGUCCUACACUGCCAAGUACGCAUCCGCAUACUAUGGCCCCUUCAGGGAUGCGCUUGCAUCUGCACCCAAGGCCGGCCAGGAGCACCGCGUCAUCCCCAGCAACAAGAAGACCUACCAGCAGGAUCCAGCAAAUUACAGGGAGGCUUUGAGGGAAGCGCGCUUAGAUGAGGCGGAGGGUGCGGACAUUAUGAUGGUCAAGCCUGGCUUGCCCUACCUCGACGUCAUCCGCUUGCUCCGCGACAACUCCUCUCUGCCCAUUGCUGCCUACCAUGUGUCCGGUGAGUACGCGAUGCUGAAGGCAGCGGCAGAGAGGGGCUGGCUGGAUGAGAGGGAGGCUGUGUUGGAAGCGCUGAUGUCCUUCAGGCGCGCUGGCUCAGACAUCAUCCUCACAUACUAUGCCACUCAGGCCGCCAAAUGGAUGGCAGGAGAGGACUGAGGAUCUGGUCUGGUGUCCAUGUCAGCUGUCCAAGUCUGCUGCUUUGUGUGAAAUGUAACUGUCGAGAUUGACGGCCAUUUUCCCUUUAAUUCGUUGACAAAUUUUUAUUGCUGACAUGCAAACCCUUGCGCAAUGUGUAUUGGCAAUCAGGAGUACACAAGAACAUCGGCCAAUAAUUUGUCUGAGAUGUGCAAUACAAACAACUCGUAUGUUGAAAAUUGGAUGUCAGAGAUUUGGCCCACAAAAUUUUAAAUAGACAUGACAGACUUCAGGUCUGGAGCUCAGAACUGAGUUUGAGAUCAUUCCACAGAAUAUUUUGCUCUUGCAAAAGAAAUCUUGCAUGCCAUGGGGAGAAACUUAAUCUCUGUGCGCACUUCACAGUUCUCUGCACUCACACACUGCAGUCAAAAUAAGCACCUUUGCUGCUCUCAGCAACUGGCACUAUCAGCCUAUUGGAGAGUGAGAAAUUUUUCUAAGGCUAGUAGCAAAUUGGGACCCCAAUGUUUUUCCCGCGCUACCCAUCCCAUGUCUUCAUAGCGUGUGUCAAAUUCGCUAGCAAGCUCCCAUUGCAGCUCUGCCCGCUGCCUUUCUAGGGGUCUCUCAGCAUACAAGAUGGCUGCUAGUGCUGCAUGCACCUCUGCAUUGCCACGAAGAGCAACUUCUUCAUCAUCCAGUUCAAGGAUAGCCUGCUGCACCUCCCCCGUCUCAUAGAGCAAGACUGCUCUGCGUAUUCUCGCUCUUUCACUCAAUGCAAGCCCUGGAAAUUUGGAGACAAUUGAUGAAUAUUGGUCCACAGCAUCCCGGUAGGCUCCUGCAUCUGCUGAAGCCUGCGCCUUGGCAGUCAGUUCAUCGAAUGCCCUGACUUGCUCAGGUAUGCUCAAGCCUGGAGGACGUCCUCUGUCGUUCAAGCUGGCAGCUGCAUAUGUAUCAGAGGACUGUUGCUUCCUAACCACGUUGUUGGCAGCGGCAGGCUUCCCUAAUGAAACAAUUGUGAGACAGAUGACUGAAGCUAGAGCGACUUUGACGGCGUGCUGGAUGGUAUUUCUGCUACUAGUACUAUGUAGACCAGAGCAAGUGCACCUAGUAAUAUUCAGACUUUGAAUGCCCCUAGAGGUACUCGUGCGAUAGCACGUAUGUGUAACAACAUAUUUUCUUCGAGAUACUAUCCUAACGCUCAACAAAUCGUGAGCUUGAGCACCUCGGCAUCGGUAUAGCAUCAAAUCUCCACUCGGAUUUCUGUAGGAGGGAUGCUUCCCUGUGGUGCAACGUCGUUUCACAAGGAAUUUCACGAGGAAUGAAGGAGUCCGCUGAGUUGCAGAU
Coccomyxa subellipsoidea C-169 is the source of this 3270-nucleotide messenger RNA. RefSeq names its product ALAD-domain-containing protein. Gene Ontology annotation, biological process: vacuolar transport; heme biosynthetic process. The record is from RefSeq and is a predicted model, not a curated record. The transcript has 16 exons. Gene Ontology annotation, molecular function: porphobilinogen synthase activity; zinc ion binding. Bases 1 to 1950 code for a protein of 649 amino acids. Lineage: Eukaryota; Viridiplantae; Chlorophyta; Trebouxiophyceae; Coccomyxaceae. Gene Ontology annotation, cellular component: cytosol.